AUGAUCCAUGAUCAGUACCUGAAGGGGAAUCUCUCUCUCACCAUCACUGAAGCUGAUCUCACUAAGAGAGGCUGGUACACGUGUCAGUGUGAUAAGAAAGAGCUCUGUGAUGUGAAUCUUCAGAUUGAGCCCUUUAACACUAUGGUUCAGAUAGAGCCUGGUGAAUCUCUGGUCCUGGAUUUGGAUGUAUCAGAUCCAGUGGACGUGAUAUAUAACAGUACAAGUGCAGCUAAUCGAUCCAGUGGUCAGAUCUCUACAGUGGAUAGAGAUUCACUACAGUGUAAACCUGAAUACACACAGAGAGUGUCAGUAAUCUCUGCUCUGGAGCUGAGAGCAGUGACUCCAUCUGAUAACGGGGUUUAUACUAUACUGACCGUCAGGGAAGAAGAAGUUAUCCACACCUACUCAGUGACCGUCCAAGGUGACCACUCAGAUCUGGACACAGAUAAAGGAGCUGCUGUACCAGUGUGGGUGAUUGUACUGAGUGUGAUGGGAGCUGCUGUGAUUGUGGGGUUAGUGGUGCUGAUUCUGCUGCUGAGGAGAGAAAAUCAGCUUCUACAAAUGGAAGGUGCAAAGAACCGAGCUCAGAUGAACCAUCACUCUGACCACAGUCCAGGUCAGUCAUGCAGUCCUGCAGCUCUGCUCUCUGUGUCCUGAUCUUACUUAC
Messenger RNA from Colossoma macropomum (tambaqui), 667 nucleotides. RefSeq lists its product as uncharacterized. The transcript is spliced from 4 exons. NCBI's taxonomy places the organism in Eukaryota, Metazoa, Chordata, Actinopteri, Characiformes, Serrasalmidae. The coding region runs from base 1 to 657 and encodes 218 amino acids. The record is from RefSeq and is a predicted model, not a curated record.